Molecule: messenger RNA, 864 nt
Organism: Macrosiphum euphorbiae (potato aphid)
Lineage: Eukaryota; Metazoa; Arthropoda; Insecta; Hemiptera; Aphididae
Source: the annotation of a GenBank genome assembly
AUGCAAUCUUUUGAGUUUGUUUUGCUUAUAAUUAUUUGGGAAAAUGUUUUGAAACCAUUAUCUGUGGUAUCCAAGAUGUUACAGUGCUCACAAACCAGUAUCUAUCAAGCCAGUGAGUUUUUGCAAAUUGGUAUUAAUUCAAUUAAAAAUAUGAGACAUAAUUAUAAAGAACUGGUAGAAUCAGCAAAAAAUAUGUGUUUAAAAUGGGGAAUACAAUUUCAGAAUGAAAAUAAACGAAAAAUUUAUUCUAAAAAACUAUUUGGUGAAGUUGAUGGUGACAGGAGAUUGGAUAUUACAGAGGAAAAAUUUUAUGUUUCAGUAUUUUUACCAUUAGUUGAUACUGCUUUAUUUCAACUCGAAGAUCGUUUUAAAGGACUUAAAAUAGUAUCAAAUACUUUUAAUUUUUUAUUGCCACCAAAUAUAAUAAAAUUAAAUGAAGCAGAAAUAGUAAAAUCAUGCUAUGAUUUUAUUCAGUUUUACAAAACUGACGUAACUUCCGAUUUAACUAGUCAAGUUCUAUCUUUAAAGGAGUUUAUAAAAAACACUGAUAAGAAAACAAUUAAAGAAUUAUGUUUAUAUUUAAUAGAAAAUGGCCUAUCAUCUUUGUAUAGUGAAGUUGUUACAUCUUGUAUUAUAUUUUUAAGUUUACCAGUAACUGUUGCAACGGCCGAACGAUCAUUUUCUAAACUUAAAUUGAUUAAAAACUAUUUAAGAAACUCGAUAUCUCAAGACCAAUUAACCAACAUAAGUAUCUUAAAUAUAGGAAGAGCUCGCACUGAAGAACUUGAUGUAGAAAAAUUAAUUUUAGACUGCCAAUCAAAAAAGCAGAAAAAAAAAUUUUUUAAAGUAAUUUUAAUAUUAUAA